Molecule: messenger RNA, 1538 nt
Organism: Ananas comosus (pineapple)
Lineage: Eukaryota; Viridiplantae; Streptophyta; Magnoliopsida; Poales; Bromeliaceae
Product: GDSL esterase/lipase At1g33811-like
Exons: 5
Coding region: 162-1286 (374 amino acids)
Molecular function (GO): hydrolase activity, acting on ester bonds
Source: RefSeq, a predicted model, not a curated record
CACCACACACACACACACACACACACACACACAGACCCCAUCUUGUAACUUACCCAAGCUAAAGAGCUAAAGCUUAUAAGUACACAAUGUGCUUAUUCACUUCUCUAUAAGUGAGAGUGCAAGUUCUCAUAGUUAACAUACGUAUUUUGUGUCUUUGUGCCAUGGAGAGACUCAGCAAAGUGAUGGUGUUCUCCCUGGGUUUGUUGAUUAGGGUGGCCGUGGCAUGGUCAAGGGGCCCAAAUACUCAGGCCCAAGUUCCAUGCUUCUUUAUCUUUGGGGACUCAUUGGUGGACAAUGGUAACAACAACGACAUUUUGACUCUGGCCAGGGCCAAUUACAGGCCCUAUGGGGUUGAUUUCCCUCAGGGACCAUCAGGGAGGUUCACCAACGGUCGCACCAUGGUUGAUAUCUUAGCUCAAUUGCUAGGCUUUAGGAACUACAUUCCGCCGUAUUCAGUGGCGCGAGGAGCCGAGGUUUUGAGGGGCCUGAAUUUUGCUUCAGGGGCCGCCGGGAUCAGAGGAGAAACCGGAAACAACUUAGGCGAGCAUUAUCCCUUGGCUGAACAAGUAAAUCACUUCCGCAGCACGCUGCAGCAAAUGAAGAGGAUAUUCAGGGGAAACACAACUCGGCUUGCGGAUUACGUAAGCAAAUGCAUCUUUUAUGUAGGGAUGGGGAGCAAUGACUACUUGAACAACUACUUCAUGCCGACUAUGUAUUCCACCAGCUACGAUUACACCCCUAAAACUUACGCCGCGCUCCUCCUCCAAGACUACUCGCGACAGCUCACGGAGCUGUACGAUUUGGGUGCUCGUAAAGUGGCUGUCGUUGGUGUCGGACAGAUCGGUUGCAUACCUUACGAGCUAGCCCGCUAUAACAAUCGAAGCAAUAAGAACAGGACCGGCGUCCAAUGCAAUGAGACUAUAAACAAGGCCAUCGUAAUGUUCAACACAGGCCUUGUUCAAAUGGUUAAGCGUUACAACAACGAACUUCAUGAAGCGAAGUUCAUCUAUGUGAACACCUACGAGAGCUCGAAGGAUCUCGCCGCAAAUGCUGCUACUUAUGGUUUUGAUGUGAUCGAUAAAGGGUGCUGCGGUGUUGGGCGAAACAACGGGCAGAUUACGUGUCUGCCGCUCCAAAUGCCGUGUGAAGAUCGGUCAAAAUACUUAUUUUGGGAUGCUUUCCACCCCACAGAGGAUGCAAAUGUUAUCAAUGCAAAGAAAGCAUACAAUUCCACAUCUCCCUCUGACGUGUACCCGAUGAACAUACAGCAGCUUGCAUUGGCCUGAGGCCUAAAGAACUAAAAGAGGAACGAAUGAAAGUAUGAUCAGUUUUGAGAGCGCGAUUUAUCUGGUCUUUCAAUCUGUUUACUAAUAGAUUUCUACAAUUAAUAUCGUAUUAUUUUCAACCUUUGUCGCAAUGAUGCUUAGUCCCUCCUCCAAAUUUGAAGCUUUUUGUCAGGGAUAUUAUUUCUCUUCCUUUGUUCCUGUAUCAAUGAACUCUAUUUUCCUCUCUUCUAAAACCAGGUCUUGUUCUUUCUU